Molecule: messenger RNA, 1071 nt
Organism: Nerophis lumbriciformis (worm pipefish)
Lineage: Eukaryota; Metazoa; Chordata; Actinopteri; Syngnathiformes; Syngnathidae
Source: RefSeq, a predicted model, not a curated record
AUGCAGAGAUCAGUGUCCACUCUCCGUUUGAGUCCACAGAUCAAAGUUAAAGUCCUCAAUGCGGGGUUUCAUAUGCUCGAUGACAUCAUGCAAGUCAGUGCGCUGGAACUCUGUCGAGAGACGGGGCUCAGCCAGGAGGAGGCAGUGGAGGUGCUACAGGCUGCGAGGAAGGAGGGAGGUGCUGAUGAAGGUGGAGGAUCAGGAAAUGGAGCUUCUCUGACCGCACUGGACCUUCUGCAGAAGGAAGAGGAGCUAAAUCGCAUUGUGACAUUCUCCUCGCGGCUGGACGCUGCGCUUGGAGGUGGACUUCCUGUCGGCAAAACCACAGAGAUCUGUGGGGCGCCGGGAGUAGGAAAAACACAACUUUGUUUGCAGCUGGCGGUGGACACUCAGGUGCCACCGUGUUUUGGCGGUCUGGGAGGUCAGGUGGUUUUCAUCGACACGGAAGGAAGCUUCAUGGUUCAAAGGGUGGUGGAUCUCGCCACCGCUGCGGUCCACCAUUGCACCUUGCUUGCCGAGGAUGCCGAGCAACAGGAUGCCGUGAAAACCUUUACCGUGGAAAGCAUCCUGUCCAACAUCUUCCUGGUGCGCUGCCAUGACUACGUGGAACUCCUGGCCGAGAUCUACCUGCUGCCCGACUUCCUAUCUCUUCACCCGAAGGUCCGCCUCCUGGUUAUCGACAGCUUGGCCUUUCCCUUCCGUCAGCAUUUUGACGAGCUUCGGACACAGCGGACCCGCCUGCUCAAUGGCCUGGCACAGCAGCUAAUCUCCAUGGCGACCAAGCACGACUUGGCGGUGGUCCUGAGCAACCAGAUGACCACGCGGCUGCAAGGUGGACGAUCUGAGCUGGUUCCCGCCCUCGGGGAAAGCUGGGGCCACGCGCCCACCCAAAGACUCCUCCUGCGCUGGGCGGGCUGUCAAAGGCAGGCGACUAUUUUUAAGUCACCAGACCAUCAAGAGGCCACAGUGAACUACCAAAUAACCACAGACGGCUUCAGAGACGAUGACGAAUCAGAGGAGCCGCCUAGUAAACGGCCUCGAACUAAUACUGACCAAUCAGCUGUCUUGUAG